AUGAACUUUCAAUCCAAUAUCUCAAGAAAUAUAAUCAGUAGUUUUAACCAGUUAUUUUUUAACUGCAAUUAUAUUAAAGCUACAAAUAAGUGUAUAACUACUAGUAGGCAUAUUAGUACUGUUGAUACUAGAGUUAGUCAAACCUCAGUAUAUUCACCUCUUCAUCAGCCUUCCCAGCCUCACCCAGACAAGUCCAUGAAUGGAACACAUUGUCAUAUGAACGAGGGUCAGCAAUUGUACUCAGCACCUCAUUUUAGAAAGGGUAUACAGAAUCUAAAAAGUGAAGAUGAAGGGGAGGUUAAGGAAUAUUCAUUUGAGUCACCUAUAUGGAAUGAAGAUGAAGUCAAAAAUGUCCAAAUAACUCAUAUAACUCCUGAAACACUUAUUGAUAGGUUGGCAUACAAUAGUGUAUUAUUUUUGCGUAAAUCCUUUGAUUUACUUACUGGUUAUAAGUAUGGGCAUGAUGAAAGAAAAUGGUGUAGAAGAAUUGUUUUUUUAGAAACAAUAGCAGGUGUUCCAGGAAUGGUAGGUGCAAUGGUAAGGCAUUUGCACUCUUUAAGACGGAUGGAAAGAGACUAUGGAUGGAUUCAUACACUUCUUGAGGAGGCUGAAAAUGAGCGUAUGCAUUUAAUGAUAUCUUUACUUCUAAGACAUCCUCCAUCACUGUUUGUAAGAUUAUCUGUUUUAGGUGCUCAAUUUGGAUUUCUGAUAUACUAUACUUUGUGUUAUGCAAUAUCACCUAAAUACUGUCAUCGAUUUGUUGGAUACUUGGAAGAAGAAGCUGUUCGUACCUAUACAAGACUCAUAUCUGAUAUUGACCUUGGAAAAUUACCUGAAUUUACUUCUCCUGCACCUAAAUAUGCAAAAUUAUACUAUGGUUUACCCAAAGAUGCAACUUUGAAGGAUGUCUUUUUAGCUAUGAGACGCGAUGAAUCUCAUCAUAGGGAUGUUAAUCAUCAUCUAGCUAUUUUAAAACCUGGUGAUCCUAACCCCUUUGCUUCCAAAGUUUGA
This is a messenger RNA of Cryptosporidium muris RN66, 1011 nucleotides long. Its product is annotated as alternative oxidase family protein. Gene Ontology annotation, biological process: alternative respiration. The record is from RefSeq and is a predicted model, not a curated record. The transcript has a single exon. The coding region runs from base 1 to 1011 and encodes 336 amino acids. NCBI's taxonomy places the organism in Eukaryota, Apicomplexa, Conoidasida, Eucoccidiorida, Cryptosporidiidae. Gene Ontology annotation, cellular component: mitochondrion. Gene Ontology annotation, molecular function: alternative oxidase activity.